This is a messenger RNA of Pieris rapae (cabbage white), 4260 nucleotides long. Its product is annotated as TRAF-type zinc finger domain-containing protein 1. Bases 298 to 1902 code for a protein of 534 amino acids. NCBI's taxonomy places the organism in Eukaryota, Metazoa, Arthropoda, Insecta, Lepidoptera, Pieridae. The transcript is spliced from 12 exons. The record is from RefSeq and is a predicted model, not a curated record. Gene Ontology annotation, molecular function: zinc ion binding.
UGUUUCACAGAGUACUUUUUAAUAUUAAAUCAAAACAAUAACUAUAGAAUGGGAUUACCCGUAAAGUUUUGAAGAAAUUUAUAAAAUGGUGAACUACCAACAAAUUCUCAAUCAAUUGUAAUUUUCAAACUUACAUAGACCUUUUUUACAGUGAAAUACUUAGUUAAGUCUCAACAUUUUUAAUGCAAUGUUUGGUUUGGUUGAACACUUGUCAUAAUUUUCAAACAUUGUAAUUUGAAGACAAUUAGGUAAUUCUAAGAAUAAAGCUUAUAAUUUGUUUUAUGAAAUAUUGGAAAAAUGGAUGUAAGUGAAACGAAGAUGUGCGGAAACUGCAAACGGGAUAUACCAGCAGUGAACUUCACAAUUCAUACUGUACACUGUGCAAGGAAUAUUGGCAUGUGCCCUGUCUGCAAGGAACCGUUUCCGCAUUCUGAGCUGCAAGAACAUCAUGAGAAGAUGCAUAAACUAUUGCCUUGUAAGCAGUGUGGAGAAAGUGUUUGUGGCACAGAUUUGGAGGAUCACAUCAGGGACUCCUGUGCGCAUACAAUGCAAACAUGCAGAUACUGUAACUUGGAUGUCCGUCGCCGUGAGAUGCCCGCUCAUGAACGAUACUGCGGUGCACGCACGGAACAAUGUGAGGAGUGCGGUGAAUGGGUUAUGUUGAGGUACCGCCGAUUGCACACUGAAUCCAACCAUGGAUUUAUACGAUUGGAUGAUGAUCCACUACCAUUUAGACGAGACAUACCAAAAAAGGUUAUAAACGACUGGCCACAAACAAACGGAAUAAAGAAACUAAGCACCAACAAUGGGUUGAAUCGCAUGCCAGAACUACGUGAUAUACAACCAAGUACUUCAAAACCAAUUGUUGCCAAUGUGCCGGUCAAUGCUUGUAAGGAGAAUAUGGAACCGAGGCCGUCUAGUUCUACGAACGGUGCAGUCCCAAAACCAAAGAGAACUAAUGAUCAGCCACAGAUUAAUGCAGCAAAUAAAGUUAAGAAUGUGAAUGCUUCUCGGGGUGCGAUAAAGAAGCGCCCUGCCCCAAAACCUCCGGCAAUCGCCCCAAAUCCAGACCCUAAGCGUGACUUGGCCCUUACACGCGCUCUUCAAAGACAACAAGAAGAGGAAAAAGACCGCAGAGAAAGAAGCGAGCAGAAUCUAGCACGCGGAUUGCCUCCAAUACUAAAUCCGUUAGAAAAACUGGAGAAAUUGAGGAAAAUGGACGCUCUUCAGAAUAGAGAAAUAGAAGACCAGAGCUAUAAGGACAAGUUGAAUGGACGCGUCUGGAUGAGCAGGGAUGUUCCGAUCGGAAAUUUGCUGGGGGCAGGACCUAGUGAAUCGCCUAACAACUUGGAAACAGAGAGACGUCGUAAUUUGCCCUUACAAAAAGGAAAUUUAGAAGGACAGAAUAUAAAACUCAAAAACCUGAAGCCUAUGACCGAAGAAGAGUUUAUAGAGAGAUUCAAUUAUUUGCAUAUGAAAGAGCCCCCUAGUCCCAGAGAGGACCGGUUUAGUCAGAUCAAGUCGUCCCUUAGGGAACUUAGGCGGGGUUUGAAUGAGGUAACGGCGCCUUAUAAUGCAAAUUCUUAUGUGGAUUUGAAUCAGAACCGCAAUACGCCCUCUCCAGACAAUGAAGUGAAGUUGCCUUGCGAAUUUUGUGGAGCACCAGUGGCUGCUGAUAUUCUAGUGCAGCAUCAGACCGGGUGUCGUCCGGACCUGGCACGCGUAGACAUUCGUAAAGCUAGAGGGUUAUCUCCGUCCUAUAGCCCCAUGUCCCCUCCAGCAUCACCCCCACAUGGAGCAGUGAUUCCUUGCGAAUUUUGCGCGCAAUCACUGCCUGUGUACCUCAUCAGUGAGCACCAGGAACGCUGCGGACGUGAAUCGAAUUUACUAUUUGCGGAUUAAAUAUGCCAAUAUAGUUUAUUUAUUUUUUUAUACGUCACAAAUUUAUUUUUUUCUUGCAAAUCAUAUAUCUUGUAGAAAAUAGAUUUUCACAUUUGAAACUUCUGUAUAACCAAAUGUGAGAAAGAAUGUUAUUAGUAAGAAUUAUUAUAGAUUUAAGAUUGUUACUUAAAUUAAUUGUUAAGUUAGCUUGAAGCACACAUUAUGAAUGAAAUUCUCAAUUUAAAAGGUUGGCUGGUUUUCAUAUUGUUAAAGUUUUGUCGUAGUAGGAUCUCAAUAGGCAUGUGCAGAUGUGCGAAACAGGGUAUCGCCCAAUUUUGAACUAAACUUUGUUAUUAUAUGUAGCUUACAAAGAGGGCUGCAGUUCUGCCAUAUGUCAAAUGUGCCAUUUUUGAAGCUCUCUUGGCAAAACUAAGAUUUUAAUAUGUCCAACUGAUACAGCCUAUAUAGGAUUGUUUAGGUGUUGGUGAUAUAAUGACGUCACAUUAUUUGAUUAUAGUUUUAGCCAUAGUAAUAGAUAUAAAUUUAUAUUAGUGUUUAUAUACUAGGCAGGAUUUCAUACCCUCGGCUUUUAUAAAUAUUAUGUAUGUAUUUAAUUGUAUUUUAGACUUAAACUUUUGAAAAGUAAACUGAGCUUAAAAUAUACUACUAUCGUUGCCUUUUGACUUUCUUCUAUUAGACACAUUUCUGUUUGUGAUAUAUUUCUAAUUUAAUAAGCUUAUCGCUUUCGAGGGUAGUUUUCCACCUAUUUUCAUGAACAAUAGCAACUAAAUAAAACAGCUCAAUCAUUUGACAAUAAGCUGAGUAUUUUGCAAGACUGUCUUUGUUUCUAUAUGUGGUGUAAUAAGACUCAACGUCCAAGAAUUAUGGGAAAUGUCAAAAUCCUAAGGUACAGGAUGCAAAGCAAUGCCUUCUGUGACUGAAAUAAAUGUAGUUUACCAAAAUGCAAUCAUCUCAGUCCACACGCACUGGAUCAUAGAGUGCACAAGAAAAACUUUUGGUGGUGAGAGUUUGAAGUAAAAGAAACAACGUUGCGUUCGCUUGUAAUUGGAGACAAGGAAGUAAUCGUGACACAAGUCAUCUUGUCACGUAUUGGACAAUUAAGCGGAGCGCCAAUCGUUUCAUCCCUCUCUUUGCUUUUCAUUCCUCCUCUGAAGUUUUUGACACAAUUUGGGGUGCUAAAAGACUCUAAGUCUCCUAACUGAAUUCAAAAAUUCUUGGAUAACAGAUGGCUAAUCAUCCAACCUAAUACAUGGAUUGCAGUCUCUACGACAUUUAUUUUGUUUUAACAGGAAAUAUAAUGUACGGAAUUUUUGUGUAGAUUGUUAAGUGCCAAACGUAAACCUUGUUUUAAGAAAUAUCUAAAUGUAAUGAGGUGUUUUUAUAAUAAAGGAUGCAAGUGCAAGUUUAUAAGCCGAAAUACAUAGGUAAUGGGCGCUCAUUUGGUGAGUGUCAACAGCAUGAUCCGUUUGACAAAUUUAAUAACAAUGACAGCGCGCAAUUUAACAAGGGUCUACCCAAUUUCUAAGAGGUUCUUCCUAAUAGCCACAACUAGAUAAUUUAAAGUAUAUCCUUAAAUUAAGUAUAUUUUUAUAAAAGUAUGUGAAUGUUUGUUGUUUUUAGGGAUGCAUCGAUACGCUUUUUUGCCGAUACUCAUAUCAGAAAUAUCGCCGAUACCGAUAACAACGCUUUAUGAAUCAAAAAUAAAUUACGGUAAAAUAUAUCAAGUUUGGUUUAAAGUUUUUAAUUUUUAUUAUUAAAUGUAAACACUCACAAUCUUUGAAUAAGAUUAAAGUUUUGUUUUUCAAAUUCAGAAUUAGGUGUAAAUAAUUAAAUGAAAAUAAAUAACUGUUAAUAAUCAAAAUUAACAUUGAUAAGAUUUUUGUAAUUCUGUAUUUUAUUUAAUCUGGUAUCGAAAAAAUACUACGCGCGAUAGCAGUUAAAAGCCAACUGAAGUGUGUAGCGAAAAAGAAAAAGCGAGGGCAAAGUGGGUGAGAGGUAAACAGGAUGCGCGUUUAUAUUUUUUUUAAAGCGCGAAAUUCCAAAAGUAUCGUUGUAGGGGAACUUAAAAUAUCGCCGAUACCGAUAUAUCGCCAAGAAUAAAGUAUCACCGAUAUAUAAGUAUCGAAUGCAUCCCUAGUUGUUUUUUUAAGAUUUUAUAUCAAUCAAAAUUUAGUUAAUAAUUUUAUGCAAUUUAAUUUAAUUCGUUAUUUCUGUGUUAUCCAUAUCUAUAUUCUUAAAUCAAGUUUUAAAUUUCUUUGUAAGUGAUGCCAAAUGAACAUUUUAAUUAAGAUAGUAGGUUUACAAAUGUUUAAAAUGAAUGUCUAUUUUAUGUACUGAAUUAAAUAAAAGUGAAUAUUA